Molecule: messenger RNA, 1828 nt
Organism: Dreissena polymorpha
Lineage: Eukaryota; Metazoa; Mollusca; Bivalvia; Myida; Dreissenidae
Product: tubulin delta chain-like
Exons: 11
Coding region: 97-1320 (407 amino acids)
Biological process (GO): microtubule cytoskeleton organization; mitotic cell cycle
Cellular component (GO): microtubule; cytoplasm
Molecular function (GO): GTP binding; structural constituent of cytoskeleton
Source: RefSeq, a predicted model, not a curated record
UAACUACUGAUCCUUUAUUCAAAAUGGUUGCGCCCAUGGUUUAAAGUUCAAAUAUUAAAAUGUUUUAUCGUAUAUUAAGUUCAAAGAAAUCUAACAAUGUCGACAGUAUUUGUACAGAUAGGCCAGUGUGGUAAUCAAGUUGGUCAAGCACUUUGGAAGAAAAUUAUCAAAGAUGAAGAGGUGAAAAAUAGUUACAGCUUUGUUGACAAUGAACAACGUCUUCGAGCAGUGGCUGUUGACAGUGAACCUAAAGUGGUUAGGAAAAUUACAAAAGGCUUGCCAUACCUAGAGCAGUGUGUGGUUUCUGGAAAACGUGGACGUGGGACAAACUGGGCUCUUGGUUAUCAUGGAGUGCAGAAGCUUGGGGAUGAUCACCUGCUGGAGAUCACACUGGAGGCUGUCAGGAAACAGGUGGAAAAGUGUGACACAUUCACAGGCAUUGUCCUGCUGCACAGUCUCAGUGGGGGUACUGGUUCAGGGUUCGGUUCCCGUGUGGCAGAGACUCUGAGGGAGGAGUAUCCUUUGGCGCACCUCAUGUCAUGUGCCAUGGCACCCCACGCCAGCGGAGAAAGCCCUCUGCAGCAUUUCAACAGCCUUCUGACACUGGCCACUCUACAGAGAUGCACAGAUUGUGUGGUGCUAACACAGAAUGACGAUGUGUUGCAACGAGUUCAGAAACAGGCCAAGAAUGAAAGCGUCUCCUUUGCCAAUCUCAAUGAGGCCAUAGCAAGCCACUUGACAGGCAUAUUUCUACCCACAGACUCUAUUAAAACUAAGAGCAAAUUCAGUCUGGGCAUGGAGCCCUGGGAGAUGAUGAGAUCCAUCAGCCCCGACCCACGAUGCAAGUUUGUGCAGAUUGCUCAGUAUAUGAACAGUAAACUUAGCUGGAAUGAGCUGCUCCAUAAGUUGUCAUCAACUCUGAGGAAAUAUGGGAAAAAUGGAGAAGCUUUUGCUAGCCUAGGCUGUAUAUGUGUUGCACGCGGGGAUAGCACAGGGGGCUUCCAUCUGCACUCUGGAAGUCUGGAACCCAAAAUACGACAAGCCCUGAACUGUGUGGAGUGGAACCCAUUUCCUGUAGAUUUUUGGACAGCUGGAUCCAAUGGCUGUGGACCUAGAAGCUCUGCAAGUCUGACUAUAGCGGCCAACAGCUCCUCAGUGGUGGAGUAUAUAGAGGGGGUGAUAGCACGGGCCCAGGUUAUGUAUGAUGCUGGGGCCUAUCUACACUGGUACUGGAGACAUGGGGCCACACAGGACGACUUUCAGAACUCUUUCGAGACUUUGCGUACAGUAGUGGAGGAUUACAAGGAAGCUGUCAGAUGAACCAUACAAAACUGAUGUUUGCAGUAUUCAGUUAGUCCUGAUGAUUUUAAAUGAUGUCAAAGCGGGUAAUAGUUGCACAAAUAACCCUGUCUUCAGAGUUUGGCGGGACAGAGCAACAACCUGCAGUGACACAAUGGAGCAAGUCUGCUGACAAUUUGGGUGUAAUCGAGCAAAAAAGACCAACUAGAGUGCAAUAGUUGACAUCUGUUCAUGAAUUAGAUACAGUUGCCUUCUGAUCGCACAAUGAAAAACAUUGUAACUAGUGUUUUCAUUGGUCAGUAUUAUGUGCUGAGACUGAGCUGUAUCAGGAGUUUCUAUUGGUCAGUGUUCGACGAGCAAAGAGUUAGACAUUUUAAUCUAAAAACUGUUUGUUCAUGUUUUUGUUUUUUCUGGUUGGUUAAUUUCUUCAAACACAAUUCAGAUAAUUAAUUUUUAAUUAUAUAUUUCUCAAUAAAACACACAAUUAAAAUGACACAAUUAACUUGUCUUCUUGACAAACAAAAUACAA